Messenger RNA from Vanrija pseudolonga, 1696 nucleotides. RefSeq names its product putative transporter. NCBI's taxonomy places the organism in Eukaryota, Fungi, Basidiomycota, Tremellomycetes, Trichosporonales, Trichosporonaceae. Gene Ontology annotation, biological process: transmembrane transport. Gene Ontology annotation, molecular function: transmembrane transporter activity. The transcript has 6 exons. Gene Ontology annotation, cellular component: membrane. Bases 1 to 1629 code for a protein of 542 amino acids. The record is from RefSeq and is a predicted model, not a curated record.
AUGUCGCACCACCCACCCUCCGACGACAAGCUCCCCGUCGAGCAGAUCGACGACCUGGAGAGCGCCAAGGGACCCCGGUACAAGGCCAACACACAGCUCGAUGACGCGGCCAAGAUCCUCGCUGAGGCUGGCAACUUUGAGGCCUCGCUCGAGGACCGGAAGCGCGUCCUGCGCCGCAUCGACAUCUACGUGUGCAUCCCCAUGUGCCUCGUCUACUUCCUCCAGCAGCUCGACAAAUCGUCCCUCUCCUACGCGGCAGUGUUCGACCUCCAGAAGGAGACAGGCCUCCACGGCACCCAGUUCUCGUGGCUCACGUCCAUCGUCUACAUCCUCCAGCUGGUCACGCAGCCGCUGUCGUCCUACUCGCUCAUCGCCUUCCCCGUCAAGUACUGGGUCGUGUUCAACAUGGUCUCGUGGUCGAUCGUCACGGCCGCGACGAGCGCCGCGAAGAACUUUACGGGCCUGAUCAUCUGCCGUGCGCUGCUUGGUUUCUUCGAGGCGACCAUCCUGCCGUCGUGUGUCCUGAUCACCCAGAUGUGGUGGACUCGCCGCGAGCAGUCGUACCGCACCAUCGCGUACCAGAUCGCCAACUCGAUGGCGGCCAUCUGGGGCCCGCUCCUGUCCUACGGCAUCGGCCACGUCAACUCGGGCAUCAGGCCGUACCAGGGCAUCUUCCUCUUCAUGGGCUGCCUGUCGCUCGCGCUCGCCCCCGUCGUCUGGUGGCUCCUGCCCAACUCGCCCACGACGGCCCGCUUCCUCCGCCACGGUAACGACCGCCUGAUUGCCCUCGAGCGCCUCCGUGAGAACAACACGGGCACCAAGUCGUCCAAGAUCAAGUGGUCCCAGGUUUGGGAGACCUACCGCGACCCCAAGACCUGGAUGUGGGCCGGCAUGUUCAUCUGUUGCUCGACGCCGUCUGGUGGCUUUGGCACUUUCGGUGGUCUCAUCACCAAGGGCUUCGGUUUCAACAGCUUCCACUCCGUCCUGAUGCAGAUGCCUACCGGUGUCAUUGGCAUCAUCGUGCUCCUCAUCUCGAUUUAUGUCACCAACCGCUACAAGCUCCGUUUCCCCGUCGUCGCUGUCCUGUGUAUCUUCCCGAUCGCCGGCGCGACGGCUCUUACGCAGGUGAACAGGAAGAACACCAACGGCCUGCUCGCCAGCUACUAUGUCGCGCAAAUGUUCACUGGCCUCCAGCCCCUCCUCUUCUCGUGGGCCAACCUUAACGCUGCCGGCACUACCAAGCGUGUCGUGACCACAGCCACCAUGUUCGUAUUCCAGUGCGCCGGCAAUGUCAUCGGCCCUCAGGUGUACCUGUCCCACGAGGCGCCCGUGUACCUCACCGGCCUGUAUGUCGACAUUGCGUGCUGGUGCAUGCUCCUGAUCCUGGCGCUCUCCAUGGGCGUUUACCUCAACUACCUGAACAAGCGCAAGGAGGCGCAGCGUGUCGCCAUGGGCCUGCCCGCCAACCUCAAGGACAUGUCCAUCAUGACCACCGAGGAGGCAGACGCGUACCGCAAGGAGCUGAGCGAGCGCCUCGCCGCCGAGGGCUUCGACGAGUCGCGCCUCUGGGGCCAGGCAUUCGACGACAUGACCGACUUUGAGAACCCCAUGUUCGCGUACGUCCUCUAGGGUGGUGGAGGUGGUGGGCAUUGGCAGCCAGUGGACGGAGAGCGGUGAGCGGUGGACGGAGAGAGAG